Scaptodrosophila lebanonensis is the source of this 1718-nucleotide messenger RNA. It is a transcript of the gene Hexim, whose product is annotated as protein HEXIM1. Gene Ontology annotation, cellular component: cytoplasm; nucleus; nucleoplasm. The record is from RefSeq and is a predicted model, not a curated record. Gene Ontology annotation, molecular function: 7SK snRNA binding; cyclin-dependent protein serine/threonine kinase inhibitor activity. Lineage: Eukaryota; Metazoa; Arthropoda; Insecta; Diptera; Drosophilidae. The transcript is spliced from 3 exons. Bases 125 to 1210 code for a protein of 361 amino acids. Gene Ontology annotation, biological process: negative regulation of cyclin-dependent protein serine/threonine kinase activity; negative regulation of transcription by RNA polymerase II.
CGCGAGCACAGCUCUGCUGUUACAUCUAAUUUGAUUUCGCUAGUAAAUAACAACUUCAACUUCUUGCAAAAAAAGCUGAAACGGUGCUAAAGGUGUUAGUGAAGUGUUUGUCUGCGAUUUGAUAAUGGCUGAAGCUGUAAAAACAGAAAAAGCGGCCACAUCAAGGCAAAGAAAUUCAGAUGGUUGUUCGUCAGCGGCUGCUCAUAAGCAACUUCCUAAGCGCAAGCAUAGGCGGGGAAAGAAAUCGAAAAUGGUUCCAAAAAAGUCAAAGAACCAAUAUGCGCCGUGGAAAAUGGAUCUGCUUCCCCGACCCAAAUAUGGUAACAAGAAUGAUUGUUUCGCAGUUGGAAACUCUGGGAAAGAGUCAAAUGCCAGCGCAGUCACAAAUGCACGCACCAAAUUGUUGCGCUCGCGCUCUCUUCUCGUGCCUUAUAACACUAACCGCUUUCUAAUGGAGGAGCACAUGUCCGAAUUGCCGAAGGACGAUUCGGAUGACAAUUGUUUUGGAUCUCAGACUGAUGACCAGGAGCUCUUUCUCUCGAAGGAGUUCUCAAGCGUGUACGAGCGUGCGCGUGUUGAACGAUUAGAAACAAUGAGCAAACAGGAAUUAAUACAAGAGUGCCUGCAAAUCGAAGACCGCUAUUCUAAGGAUCAAGGGCGACAGCGUCUGCAAAAUUUGAACGCUCAAAAUAUAUCGAAAGAGUAUGGCGCUAAGAUACGUUCUCUAGAGGAAAAGAUCCGUGAGCUGGCGCGCGAAAACCAAAUUUUGCGCUCGCAUCUUAUACGUUCGCCCACGUCCACAGCAGCUGCAGCAGCGGCAGCAUCACCACCCUCGGCAGCCGCGCCCACUGCGAGUACAGCCCGAGAACUCCAGGCGCGACACCAGACUCAACAGCCGACUCCAAUGGAUUCUUCCAGCGAGGACAGUGAAAGUGAUAGCAGCAGUACAACGUCGACCACUACUUCAACUUCAUCAUCGAGCAGCGAGGGACACGAGAUGGGCGUCGCAGGCCUGAACAUUGCGAAUGGCCAUGCGGAGCGUAGUGCGCAACGCCACAGCCGCAGCCGCUCCAGGUCGCCUAUUUUGGCAAAUGGGCAUGCAAAUGAAGAAGAGCGAUGUCGACUGCUUGACACAAAUCAACUAGACGAGGAAGACAAUUCCAGCGAAGAUGCAAAAAACGUCGAAGAAGAUGUCACCGCAGGCAAAUGAGCGUCAUUGCUCCCACAGCGUGUAAAUAAAACUCACUUAUAUAAUAUAAAUCGUACGAUCAUACGGAGUAGAAUUUAGCAGCCUUGAGUCCCCCCGAGUUAUUUUUAAUAGCUAGUUUAAACAAAAAAAAAACUCAAAAUUAAAAGGCGAUGUAAAAAUUCAAUCUCGAAAUCAUAUCCAAAAAUGUUUCAGAGAUUUAAAUUUAAAACCGAUUUUUAAACGUACAUGUUAUUAUUUUUACUGGUCAGAUAAAAUUGUAAAUCGUCAGGGUUGAGAUUAACUAGCAUUUCAUCUAAUUAAGAUAUCGCUGAAAACAAAAACUGUUAUUGCAUGAAGUAAAGAGUGUCGAACCUAAUUAAACAUAAAUAUUCUUAAAUUUCAAAAAAUUGCCAAGACAAAAAAAAAGAAGAAAGUCGCGCCUUGUUGAUAUUAAACAUAUAACUUAAUCACUUUGUUUUUUACACUAAUAGGUUCAUGUCUAGUGCCCCCUUUUUUAUAUUGAUAAACU